AUGGAACCAACAAAACCGUUACCUAUAUUUGAACGACGUUUAUGGCGAGAAGAUGAAGCUGAUCAAGCAUUUUUACCCUUGAUGAAACAAUUACGCGAUGCUAAACCUGCAGAAGAAGUUAUAAACGCUGUUUUAGAUCAUCAAGUACAUUAUGAUCAACUAAAUCUUCAUUUUUCUGGUGAACAACUUGCUAAAUUACGAACAUUAGCUGGUGGAAAUAGUGUAACAAUACAAGAUGCACUUACAGCAUAUGUUAUAUUAACACUUAAUGCAUAUUGUUAUAAUGACAAUGUUGAACAUCGUAUUUUGCGUACAAAUACAGUUAUUAAUUUUCGUGGCAUUUCUGAUUCUAUUGCUCCACAAGGUCAAGUUUCGAAUGCAGUAUUCAUGAUGUUAUCAGAUAAUUUUGAUGAUCCAUAUUCAUUAUCAAAUAUUGCGAAGACGAUACGGCGAUCAAUUGUUGAAUCACGUAAUUCGAAAACUCUUGAACCUCGGUUGGCUACUUUUGAUGGAUUAAUGAGAAAUAAUGUCAGAGAUAAUAAAUUGCCAGAUUUGGGAUGUUUUCCAAAUGAAUUUGCUGUUAAUUCAAGUUUGAGAUAUGAUUGGGCAGGUUUAGUUGACUUUGGUUAUACUGAUAAAUGUCGAUUUUAUAGAGCUUCGACAGAUGCAUUAUUUUUACGUGUACUUCGUCUUAAUCCAGAAAAAGAUGGAAAUAUAUGGCUACCAAGGGAUCAAUAUGGAGCUGAAGUAUUAUUUCGAGUACUAAAAGAUUUGAAAGAGAAAUUCGUGAAUGCAUGGAAACGAGACGUUAAUGAACAUUUUGAAAAUGUAAAGAAAUAG
Messenger RNA from Rotaria sp. Silwood1, 840 nucleotides. NCBI's taxonomy places the organism in Eukaryota, Metazoa, Rotifera, Eurotatoria, Philodinida, Philodinidae. The record is from the annotation of a GenBank genome assembly.